AUGCCCAAGGAGAGAAUCUAUCAUCUUCACCCCACGGGCUGGGAGAAUGACCCCGAGGAGGAGCGAUUCCGAGUCACCACUCUCGAUUACCUCACAGUCUGUACUUACAACAACUAUGCCCUCUUCUUCAAACUCAACGAUGCAGACAAAGAAAGGGUUGUAGAAGUUCUCAAAGCCGGACUAGAAAGAACCCUCGCGCAAGCAAGGCACUACUGUGGAAUCAUUGAGAAAGAUUCUGAUGGUGGCCACUCUUUUACAAGGAAGAAGGAUAGCACCGUCGACUUCAUUGUGCAGUGGCUUGAUACGCCAGAGGAUGCAAACAAAUACCCUUCCUUGGAGGAUGUUGAGAAGACAAACUUCAGUGCCGUCACGCUUGGCAAUUUGGAGGCAUGGAGUGUUCCUCCAAUGACAUACGGUGAGAAGCCAGAAGCUCACCCAGACAACUCGCCUGUGGUCUCUGCUUUCAAAGCCAACUUUGUCCGCGGUGGACUUGUGUUCAACAUGCACCAUCACCACUACGCCAACGAUGUCAUGGGCUGGUUUCCAAGUUGGGAUGUUUUGAAUCUUGAUGUAUCGCGCCUUAUCAAACAGGAGCCACCAGAGAACAGAAAGAUCAACGGACCUACCCCCAAAGAGCGUCAUCCUGCGCAUCAAGUCGGAGUUUCACUCCUUUUCCACCUCUCCAAAAGCAAAGCGGCUGAGUUGAAAGCAAGGGCCAUGCCCACAGAUGGCACUUGGGUGUCAACCUACGAUGCAUUCUCCGCUUUCAUAUGGCGUAACCUGACGCGCAUUCGAGCACCGGUGUUCAACCCCGAUCCAACAUCAAAACUCUUUUGGUGCGAAGCCAUCGAUAUGAGACGACGCAUGCAUAGUCCCAAAGUGCCACCCCGCUUGCAGCACAACGUCAUGUUUGCAGCGGUAUCUCUCACUGCACCUGUGGAGCAGCCUACAGUGGCCGAAGUCAUUUCGGACUGGACAUUUUCGCAGUUGGCUUCAUACAUCCGUCGACUGACCGACAGCGUCAACCAGGAAAACCUUGAUGAGACACUUGAAAUGGUGGCCAGAGUCCGCGACAAGACGUCUUUGAACACACGUAUCGAUGCGCAGCCACCAUUGUCCAUUCUUCAAACUGAUCACCGUGACGCCGAUAUCACCGCGGCCGAUUUUGGAUUCACGAAGCCUGUGACAUAUCGUCAUCUUCUGGACCGUAUAACUCAGGGCGUCAUAAUUGUUUAUCCGCCUCGCGAUACGUCGCCGGAGUCAGAUGAGGGCUGCGAGUUUGCUAUAUUCUACGAGAAAAGGCUGGCUCAGGAUUUGAUUGACGAUGUCGAAUGGAGUCAGUAUUUUGAAUACAGAGGCGUUGAUGCGGAAGACGGAAGCCAGUAA
Fusarium sp. VM40 is the source of this 1386-nucleotide messenger RNA. Lineage: Eukaryota; Fungi; Ascomycota; Sordariomycetes; Hypocreales; Nectriaceae. The record is from the annotation of a GenBank genome assembly.